UAGCGAACAUGGCGGCUUAACUUUUGCAGUGAGAGAAAAAAGUCAUUUUGAGAAGAUACCUUGCCAAGAAGUGGACACCCCGGACAAGCGAGGCGAAAUGGACGUCGAAGACCAGGAAAGUCCACUCGAUGUGGGGUCGGACAGGUGCGGACUGCUGAGUGUCCACCUCGGGGAUGAGGACAGCGAUGAUGACGCUGAGGGCCAGGAGGCCUUUGAAGAUGAAGAGGGAGCCCUUCCUCCUGAUUUGAAGUGGUUAGAGGAGUUGUAUGACGAUGACCACAGCGAUGUUGACGGUGACGGUGACCUUGCGGUUGCGGCCGUGAAUGGUAAGAAGAGGCGUAAUGCCGAGACAGCGCGGAUGUUCAAGCUGAGACGAAACCUGGACCAGCUGGACUGCUUUCACCGACAGAAGGAGCUCGACGUGCUGAAAGCCAGAAAAGAGCUUGAACUCUGUCGUCAGAACAUUGAAAGCUUGACGGAGCACAGGGACGACCUGGAGAAAGAGAUCGAGCGACAGAGAGAAGCGGACAACAGUGUGGCAGUGUUUCGUUUGCGAGCCCAACAUAAGCAUCUGUGUCAAAAGCUGCAGAAUGAGGAGGAGCUGGAGGGCCACGUCAACACUGGGCUGAAGCAACAGGAACUGCUGCUGAGUGAGGUGGAGGUGGAGCUCGGCAGGUUCUCCUCGCUGCGGCAGGAGGUGCAGGAGGAGGAACGGGUCUUCAAGGCCCUAAGGAGCCAGAAGGCAGCGACAAGGCUGCAGCAGGAGAGGAAAGCCAGCCAGAACCUGCAGCUCAAGAUGCAGCACCUCAGGGAUAAACAGGCAGUCGUGCUGAAGAUGGAGGAGGCUGAAUGCCGGAAGAAGGUUGAAGAGGGCCGGGCGAGCCGCAAGAUAGCUGCCAAGUACUUGAAAGAGACCAUUAAAAGGAUGCAUCAGCAAGAGGCGGAGAAGGAGCAGCAGAACAAGGAGCUGCUGGAGAAAAGGAUACAGGCUGUCGAGUCACUGAAAUCUAACAUAGCGGCCACCCAAGAGAGCUUACGGGUCCAACAAAGCAGAGCCAAAGCGAAUGCCCAGAAGAAAGAGCAGCGACAGAGACAACUGAGAGAAUCCCUGGAGGCCCAAGGAAUCAACAGCAUCAAGCAUAUGUACCACCAGAAACAACGAGAGGAGAUAAAACGAAAACAAGCGGAAUUCGAGGAGAGGCAGAAGUCAAAGAGAGUGGAGAUUGUGGCAAAAAUCCUUCAGGAGGAACAGCUGGUAAAAAGCAGAAAGAGGCAACAGGCGCUGCUGCCCAAACCCUCAACCGGUGACAAGUUCCCAUCUCUGGGGCGAGCGAGAGAGAAGCUCCUGCGCUACCUGGAUCCCAGCUCCCCGCCAGCCGCCGAAGAGAGAACCACCGUCCAGUUGAGACAGUUCAGUGACCUCAGCAGCUCAUCGUCAGCCUCCUCUGAUGUUGAGGACCUGGAGGAAACCGUGGACCAGGAAGUGGACCACCAGAGCCUUGCUGACAGCCUGGCUGAGCCUGAGUUCUCUGGGCUGUGGGAACAGAACCACAAGAAGCUCCUGAGUGUGAAAGCACCAUUAGUGCAGACAGAAGUGAACCAGAAAGCACCGACAAUGACCAUUCCUGCUAAAAAGGUUCAUGGAAAAGAGUUGAAAGGGCCUCCAUUCAUCAGUAAACCAGAGGUCAUCCUCUUCAAGGACUUUGAAGUUGGGAUAAUGUAUAAGAAGAAAAUCGUCCUGACUAACAUCAGCUACGUCACCAACCACUGCAAGCUCCUUGGGGUCUCCGCCAAACUGAAGGAUUUCCUUUCUGUCAACUUUGAGCCUCCUGGUUCUUUAUCCACUGGGAUGUCCUGUGUCAUGCAGGCUGUCUUUAAACCUGUGAUCAACGAGGACUUGGAAGGUGAGGUCCAGUUUGCGUCCGCGGUGGGUCCCUUCUCUGUGCCCGUCAGAUGCGCCAUAAAGAGAUGCGACCUGGAGGUUGACAGCCAGCUCGUUGACUUUGGUUCGCACGUGGUGGGCCAGGCUAUUUCAUGGACGAUCACCUUGACCAACAAGGGUGCAUUGGCCACCGUGUUCAGCCUGGACACCUCCACACAUCUCAGUCCAGAAACCAGCCAUGCCCAGACGGCACCCAAGGUCUCUGCCAACACCUGCCAGGAGAAAAGCAGUCAUAACACAACAUCUGAGGACCAGAGCAGCUCUGUUUCCAUGGGCACCGGAGAACUCCAACCAAAGCAGGAAAGUCAAGAGCUCUCUGAGGCGUCGCAGCAAGAGCACCCAGAGUCGGAGGCUUCAGGUUCCAGUCCAGAAGUUAUUCCUGAGACGUGUGUGUCCACCGAUGAGCAUGUUCAGAUGGACCACAGCCACUCAGACUCUGGUGACAUAACUCUAGGAAAUGUUAGAGAAGGAGAGAUUGGACCCUUUGAAAGCCUUAAACUGGAAGUUGUUUUCACUCCAACCAUCCCAGGAGAGGCCAAACUGGACUUCCACAUCAAAUUCUCUGACUCAACUUGCAAACCAAUACCCAUCCAGGUGAGGGGAGUUGCAGUCAGUGUCCCUGUAUCUGUGGUUCAGCCCAGCGUUGACCUGAAGAUCUGCAUGUUUGACCGCCUCUAUCAAGACAGUAUCAUGGUGCAAAGCAGAGCCAGCGCUGCCCUAAAGCUGACCUUUGAGGUGUGCCCGGAAAUGAGGAGACACAUGGAGAUCCUUCCAAAGACGGGCUUCGUCCAGGCCCAAUCCAGCUUUAAUGCCCAACUCAAGUUCCUGCCGAGGAGCUCUUUAUCCAGAGACGCCGAGAGGCUUUUCGACAGCGACACGGGAGUCCUGGAGGUUCCGGUGGCGGUUCAAGUAGCAGGCCAGGUGAAGCCGGUGCAUUUCACGGUCCAAGCUGUCGUGACCUCCUCGGACCUGCAGUUCGACCGGGCCGAGGUGGACUUCGGCUUCUGUUCCGUGUACCAGUCGGUGAAGAGCAGCGUUCGCCUCACCAACCUGUCGCUGCUGCCGCAGGACUUUGGCUUCCCGGGCGUUCCCGAGUUUAUUGAGGUCCAGCCUAAUGAUGGCUUUGGCACGCUGCUCCCACAAGAGACCCUGGAGAUAGAUCUGAUCUUCAGGGCCAACAAGGCCAAAGAGUACAGCUUCCAGAUCAGCUGCAAAUCAGGAAUUGACAGAGAUUUCCCCCUGUCAUGCCGAGCGGCGGGUGUCCGCCCUCCACUGCAGCUCUCCCAUUCUCUGGUUCAGUUUGGGGCCACGGCGUUGGGCGACCGCUCCACCGCCGUGCUUUACCUGCUCGGCCAACCGACCGGCCAUAACCGGUCCAAACAGCCACUCCCUCCCGUGGUAGCGCCCAGGCUGUUCUCCUUCGCUCCGCCCGAGGAUCCAGACGUCAGCAUCACUCCUUCAGCGGGCGGCCUGCUGCCCGGAGAGAGACGUCUGGUCCAAGUGACGUUCAGACCCAGACUGUCAGACCAGGACAUCAAAGAGGAGGCGCUGCGUCUCCUCCAGCGAGCCAAGUCGCCCCGUGUGAAGGAGCAGGAGAGGAACAGACACGCUGAACAGGGGACUAAAACCGAGGUCCCAGUGGAAGCCGGUCAGAGCAGCAAGGCGUCAGAUGGCCCAAAGACAGACCAACUAACUGAAUCUCCAGAUCCUGCCGACAUACAGCCGUGGUCGGAGCAGUAUGAGGAGGCCAGGAACUCUCUGCUGCACUCCUUCGGUCCACGCUACAGGGAGUGCACCGUCCCCUGCUUCGUGUCGGACGGGGGCCCUCCGGAGGACGACCGGCAGGCCCAACCGGCAUGGAGGCCCCUCAAUACGCUGUACCUGAAGCUGCAGUGUCCGGCUGUACAGCCCCCUCUAGUGGUCGUAUCCAACAGUGGAAAGAAUCGAGUCGACUUCCAUCAGGUGGCAGUGGGUGUAAAAGUGAUCAAGAGGUUUACAGUUCAGAACAUUUCGAGGGAAACGUUGGAUCUGAGGUCGUCGGUGCUGGAUGUGCAUGGUCCUUUUUCCCUUCUGAAUGCUCUCAGAUGCUUGAGACCCGGAGACAAACACACUCUGGUUCUGGCCUUCAGUCCAUCUCUGGAGAAAAAGUACUGUGAGACUCUGGAGGUGUGUAGCCAGAAGAUGACCCUGGAGAUGACUCUCUGUGGGGAGGGCGUGGUCCUUGCCAUCACCUCCUCCCACCCUGGAGGUCUCCUUGACUUUGGCUAUGUGUUGAAGAUGGAGAGCGCCUCGCACGUCCUGAAGCUGCAGAACAGCUCAGUGGUGGCCGUGGGUUUUAGGGUGCUGCUGGCCAGCCUCGCUCCCUCAAGGCCUCAAGGUGGAGCUGACAGUGUGGCCUUCCUGCUGGGGACUUAUCCCAACUCUCAGGUCCAGCCUACUGUGGGAACCCAGAACUACAGUGGGCUGAGUGUGUUCAGUGCAGCGCCAGGAGAGGGCAGCGUUGCUCCAGGACAGAGCCUGGACGUCGUCGUCACCUUUCAGCCCGACCACUCGUCUGUCAACUAUUCCGACAGACUAACCGUGGAGCUCGUGAAUAAGAGUGAAGUGUGUGUGGUGGAUCUGAAGGGGGCCGCUUCGUCACACAACAUGUAUCUGUUUGGGGGAGACCUGCUGACGGUGCCCAUUGAAUCCCUCCUCCCUCCACUGAUAACCAGUCGACCUCACCUCACAGAGUCAGGGCUGGUGGAGAAGCCCACCAUCCCUGUGCUGGUGACCCUGCGGGCCAGCUGCAGCGCAGGGGGCGUCUCGCCCGCAGUGAGGGAGCUGCAGGUGGGCUGCAUCCGCUCCACGCAGCCCAUUAAGAAGAGUGGAGAGUUUCACUGGGAUAACAUGGCGUCUCUGCAGCAGCUCGGCUUCAGUGUGGAGCCCAGCAAAGGCACCGUGGAGUCAGGCCACAAACGCACCAUCACUGUCACAUGGACACCCCACAGUGGAUACAAGCCCUAUGAGGUAGUGCAGACAUGUUUACCUCUUACCUUGAAGGGGGAUGAGACAAAUGUUUACAGAGUCACCCUGAUGGCUUUGGUCUCCACCACUGCUGACUGACUUCUACGCUGUCUGGAUGCUGGCCAGUGGGAAAUCUGCUCACACACACACACACACUGAAACAAAACACAAGGACAUGUGGUAUGCUGUACAUGUA
Messenger RNA from Cyclopterus lumpus (lumpfish), 5144 nucleotides. RefSeq names its product cilia and flagella associated protein 74 (gene cfap74). The record is from RefSeq and is a predicted model, not a curated record. The transcript has 39 exons. NCBI's taxonomy places the organism in Eukaryota, Metazoa, Chordata, Actinopteri, Perciformes, Cyclopteridae. Bases 98 to 5047 code for a protein of 1649 amino acids.